Molecule: messenger RNA, 3002 nt
Organism: Apodemus sylvaticus (European woodmouse)
Lineage: Eukaryota; Metazoa; Chordata; Mammalia; Rodentia; Muridae
Gene: Qpctl
Product: glutaminyl-peptide cyclotransferase like
Exons: 7
Coding region: 104-1255 (383 amino acids)
Molecular function (GO): zinc ion binding; glutaminyl-peptide cyclotransferase activity
Source: RefSeq, a predicted model, not a curated record
CACAGUUGCUCUGCUUCUUUAUUGGGUUUUGUAACCUCAGAGAGGCUGAUGUUGGCCUAAACUCAAACCACCCUGCCGGGAUCGGUUUCGGGGCAAAGCUGCCAUGAGUCCUGCGAGCCGCGGGCGGCCCCGGCAGCGGCUAGGGGAUCGCGGCCUCAUGAAACCACCUUCGCUUUCCAAGCGCCGCCUGCUGCCGCGAGUGCAGCUCCUGCCCCUGCUGCUGCUGGCGCUGGCUCUGGGCUUGGCUUCCUAUAUCGUCUGGAAUAGCUGGCACCCUGGGGUUGAGGAGGUGUCCCGGAGCCGGGAUCUGCGGGUCCCGCUGAUCGGAAGCCUUUCAGAAGCCAAGCUGCGGCUGGUGGUAGGACAGCUGGAUCCGCAGCGUCUCUGGGGAACUUUCCUGCGUCCCUUGUUGGUUGUGCGACCCCCGGGUAGUCCUGGCAAUCUCCAAGUGAGAAAGUUCCUGGAGGCUACGUUGCAGUCCCUGUCGGCAGGCUGGCACGUGGAACUGGACCCAUUCACAGCCUCGACGCCCUUGGGGCCACUGGACUUCGGGAACGUGGUGGCCACACUUGACCCAGGAGCUGCCCGUCACCUCACCCUCGCCUGCCAUUAUGACUCUAAGUUCUUCCCUCCUGGGCUGCCCCCCUUUGUGGGGGCCACAGAUUCAGCCGUGCCCUGUGCCCUGCUUCUGGAGUUGGUGCAGGCCCUUGACGUCAUGCUGAGCCGACUCAAGCAGCAGGCAGCACCGGUGACCCUGCAGCUCCUCUUCUUGGAUGGGGAGGAGGCACUGAAGGAGUGGGGACCAAAGGACUCCCUCUAUGGCUCCCGGCACCUAGCUCAGAUCAUGGAGUCUAUACCGCACAGCCCCGGUCCCACCAGGAUCCAGGCUAUUGAUCUCUUUGUCCUUCUCGACCUUCUGGGAGCGCCCAGUCCAAUCUUUUUCAGUCACUUCCCCCGCACAGCCCGUUGGUUCCAACGACUGAGGAGCAUAGAGAAGCGCCUUCACCGUCUGAACCUACUGCAGUCUCACCCCCAGGAAGUGAUGUACUUCCAACCCGGGGAGCCCCCCGGACCUGUGGAAGAUGACCACAUCCCCUUCCUUCGCAGAGGGGUCCCGGUGCUCCACCUCAUUGCCACACCCUUCCCUGCUGUGUGGCACACGCCUGCUGACACUGAAGCCAACCUCCACCCGCCCACUGUGCACAACCUGAGCCGCAUCCUCGCAGUGUUUCUGUCGGAGUACCUGGGACUCUAGCCUGCAGCCUGAUACCGUGAAGGGACCUUAUACCUAGCUGAGGACCGGACAGGGGCCAAUGAGCCAGUGUAGGGUGACCAGGCUCACCUCAGAUAUGUGCUACAACCAUGCAAGCCACCGUGAUGCACGGAUAUGCAAGGACCACUGAGGACAUGAGAGAGCCCAAGGAAAUCGGGAAUCCUUUGGCCUCUGUCCUGAAGUAAAGAACUGGAAGUUUCCAGGGACCAAAUAAUGUGUCAUGGGCUGGCACCUGGACCAGUACCAGCAACCAAAUGAAUCUCUGUGGCCAGUGUUUUAUGUCAGUUCCUUGGCUACCGUACGGACCCCGUUCUGACUCCACAUGGCAUGGGCUCGUCCCUCAGGACAGAGGUGAGGCCUAGCUCGGUGUCCUACGGGCUGCUUGGCUCAAGGGUGCCGACCACGAGGGUUAAGGGAACCCAAGGCCACAGCUCCCAUGAGAAGUGACAUUAAGUGGGCGUCCUCACUGCAGACAGCGAGGCGUCCAGAGUAAGAAAAUGAAAUGGUUCUCAAAGUACCCCACAGGGCUCGCCCUGCAGGAACGGAUUUCAAGUGAAGCUGCCUCUGAGGAUAUUGGGAAAUACUGGCUUUGGCAGGUUUGAGAAUGGGAAUGGACUGAGUAGACUGAGACCCACCUGGACGGAGUCAACCCGAAACUUCUUGUGUGUACAACUCUAGUGAACAGUUCCUUUUAUUGUCUUUUUCUUUUUUUUGAGACUGGGUUUCUCUGUGUAGCCCUGGCUGUCCUGCGACUCGGAUCUGUAGACCAGGCUAGCCUCGAACUUUUGAGAUUCGCCUGCCUCUGCCUCUAAAGUUUUGGGAUUGAAGGCGUGCGCCACCACUGCCCAGGUAGCCUGGAACUUUCUAUGUAGACCUUGAACACAAGAGCUGUGAUUCCACCUUCGCUGGAAUUGAAAGGAAAAGCCACCACACCCAGCCCUACUGCUUUCUUUUUUUAUAGUUUUAUUUUUAUUUCAUGUGCAAUUGUGUUCUGUGAGAGUGUUAGAUCCUCUAGAACUGGAGUUACAGUCAGGUGUGUACUGUCAUAUAUAGGCACUGGGGAUUGAACCUGGAUCCUCUGGAAGAGCAACCAUUGCUCUUAAGUACUGAGCCAUCUCUCCAGAUGAGGUGUAUAUAGCCCUGACUUCUCUGGAGCUAUGGUGUCCAGGUGUCCACACACUUAGAACCCUCCUGGGGUAGCAGGUUUAUAUCUUGCCAUAGGCAGCCUGAGCUUGUUUCUCAAGCCCAUUAAAGAACAAAACAAAAACAAAAAACAGGCUCCCUAGCUGGGCGCUGGUGGUGCAUGCUUUUAAUCCCAGCACUCAGGUAGAGGCUGGUGGAUCUCUGAGUUCGAGGCCAACCUGGUCUACAGAGUGAGUUUCAGAACAGCCACAGCUACUCAGAAAUCCUGUCUUGAAAAGCCAAAACAAACCCAAAAGGAAUUAGAAACCAAAAAAUCCCUCCCAACCAAUCAAAAAUAAAUAAAAAUACAAAAUGAAAUACAACAGGCUUCCAAGAUCCAGCCCAACUCUACUGCAGUACGAAGAGGAGGGGCAGGGGCACCGUCGUCAUAGCGGGUCAUGAAUGCACCUUCAUCCCAGCACCUGGAGGCAGAAGCAAGUAAAUUUAGGGGACACCAGGGCUACACAACGAAUCUUGUCUAGAAAAAAACCCAAACAACAGCAACAACAAAAACAACCAAACAAAUAAACAGAAAACAACAAACAAA